UUAUUUGGAGCUAAGAAAGAUGAUGACAAACCUGCUGCGACUACUGGUGGUUUCUCAUUCGGUGCAAAGAAAGAUGAUGACAAACCUGCUGCAACUACUGGUGGUUUCUCAUUCGGUGCAAAGAAAGAUGAUGACAAACCUGCUGCAACUACUGGUGGUUUCUCAUUUGGUGCCAAAAAGGAUGAUGAUAAGCCAGCUUCUUCAGGGUUAUUUGGAGCUAAGAAAGAUGAGGAUAAGCCAGCUGCUUCAGGUACAACUCCAAGUUUAACGUUUGGCACUAAACCUGAUGAAAAGAAAGACGAUAGUAAACCUGCCACGGCUGGUUCUAUUGCACCCACUGCUACUACUGCUACAACGUCAGUUCAACCAAACUUGAAGCCAACAAAGAUUGAACCUAUUCCAGUAUCCAUUGAUAAUAAGACAUUAGAUGAUUUGAUUAUAAAAUGGUCCAAGCAAUUAUCCACAACUAGUAAAAUAUUUAAUUCCUAUACUGAAAAAGACUCACUUGAAGCAGAAGCUACACAAUCUAAGAUCGAUCAACACUUGUUAUUUGUCGAAAACCAACAAGAUGAAUUAGAGAAGUUGUUGGAUAACUAUGAACAACAGGCUGAUAUUUUGUUGAAUAACAUUGAAUUGAAUAAUAAUUCAGCUGCUGCUAAUGCUACUGCAGUAAUGCAAUCCGCUGAUGCAGCAGCUGCUGCUGCAUCUACUAAUGGUGCUUCCGCGGCUGCGGCUGCCGCGGCUGCUGCUGCUGCUGCAAAUUCAAAUAAUAGUUCUUUAAGUGUUACUGAUAAAUUACGAGAAAAGGCUUAUCAUAAUGCUGAAUUGUUGGAUGAAAGAUUGGAUAAUUUGGGUGAGAAUUUGAGCACAUUGAUCAAUGAAAUCAAUUCAGUUAGCGAUGUAUUUAACAAGAAUUUGAUAAAUGAUUUGGCAGAAGGUAAUUCUGGUGCCACUACUGGAUCAUCCGAUGAAAAAUCAUUGCAAAAGACUUCAAAGGGAGGGGAAAAUCCAGUUGAAGAAAUUGUCAAAUUGUUGAAUUUACAUUUAGAAAAUUUGAAGUACAUUGAAUCAACUGAAGAAGAUUUGAAGAAGAAAUUAGACAAGCUUUCCAAGACCAAAAAAUCACACUAUUAG
Messenger RNA from Spathaspora passalidarum NRRL Y-27907, 1134 nucleotides. RefSeq names its product FG-nucleoporin (gene NSP1). The record is from RefSeq and is a predicted model, not a curated record. Gene Ontology annotation, biological process: RNA export from nucleus; protein import into nucleus. The annotation marks the transcript as partial. Gene Ontology annotation, cellular component: nuclear pore central transport channel; nuclear pore. The transcript has 2 exons. NCBI's taxonomy places the organism in Eukaryota, Fungi, Ascomycota, Pichiomycetes, Serinales, Debaryomycetaceae. Gene Ontology annotation, molecular function: structural constituent of nuclear pore; phospholipid binding.